AAUGAACCAGUUCAGAAAUACGUUCAAGAAGUGAUCACUCGAGACAAAGCAGCUCAAAGUCUGCGACCCUCUUUAGGAAGCACUCAGCGAAUCAUUCAGGAACUCCGUUCUUCCAAGCAAGUGAAAAGGAAGGAAAACCGUUAUCGUGUAAUAGCCAGCCAUCGACCUAACUGUACUGAAACAGUUGUGCCUGCCAUAAAUGGUGGGGCAUCGAUUGAUGGUGACAGAUCAGAAUCUGAAGCAACAGAAGAUGCUUCACAAAAGGAGACCAGUGCUGUUGAUAAGAGUUCAGACUGCUGUGGGAAAUUCCAGUUGUUUGAUAUUGUUCAAGAAGAGGAGGUGGUGGGAGACUCCAGUGUAACUGCUGCAAACCCACAGCAGAAGACUGAUCCAGAUGUGAUUCUUUGCAAUGCAGUAGAGAUGAUCCGUGAGCGUUUAAAUGUUUCUGAAGAUGGUAAAAAAGAACACCAUGAGAAAGAAGAUGAGUAUGUUUAUGACAUCUACUGUAUGGAAACAUCAGCCCUUGGUUGGAUCCAAAAUAUCCUUUCUGUACAGCCCUACAGAGAAGAAUAUGAACUGGUAGAUGAUGAUAAUGUUCCAGGGGAAACAUAUGAAGAUGAAGAUGAUGAAAAUGAUGAAAAUAACUGGCGUAAUGAUUAUCCUGAUGAAGAUGAAUUCUUGCCUGAGGAAGAUGGUGAUGGAGAAAAAGAGUCUGAAGAGAGCUUCAGUGAUGAGGACCAGUGUUACAGGAGAAGAACAUGGAACAAAUACCGACAGGAGGUUCUACAAGAAUUUGGAUAUGAUGAAAUCCAGGAUUUGGAUUCUGACUAA
Molecule: messenger RNA, 831 nt
Organism: Cariama cristata (Red-legged seriema)
Lineage: Eukaryota; Metazoa; Chordata; Aves; Cariamiformes; Cariamidae
Gene: SLC7A6OS
Product: solute carrier family 7, member 6 opposite strand
Exons: 4
Biological process (GO): developmental process
Source: RefSeq, a predicted model, not a curated record